CGAACCGCAGCCGGGAGAGAUCUAGGCUGCAGAGUCUGCUCCGCGGGCUGCUUCUACCCCCACACCGCGGUUUCCCGACGCCCUACCGUAGAUUUUCUGCGUUGCGACUUGGGGUCUUCUGUCCUUUGCUUCUUGUAGGAGUCGCAGUCCAAGCAGCAACAACCCCAGAAAGGACGCAGUCCCGGCAUCGGAGGCUUCAGCACCAGCACCCCAACCAUUAGGCGGCGGGAUGUCUGUGGUUGGCAUUGACCUCGGCUUUCUCAACUGCUACGUCGCUGUAGCCAGGAGUGGCGGCAUUGAGACCAUCGCCAAUGAGUACAGCGACAGGUGUACCCCAGCCUGUAUAUCAUUGGGGUCAAGAACUCGAGCCAUUGGAAAUGCAGCUAAGAGCCAGAUAGUCACGAAUGUAAGAAAUACAAUUCAUGGCUUCAAAAAGUUUCAUGGGCGAUCAUUUGAUGAUCCCAUUGUGCAAACUGAAAGAAUCAGGCUUCCCUAUGAACUGCAGAAGAUGCCUAAUGGAAGUGCAGGAGUUAAGGUGCGGUACCUAGAAGAAGAGAGACCUUUUGCAAUUGAGCAAGUUACUGGAAUGCUGUUGGCCAAGCUUAAAGAGACUUCAGAAAAUGCUUUGAAGAAACCAGUAGCUGACUGUGUGAUUUCAAUUCCUAGCUUUUUCACUGAUGCUGAGAGGAGAUCUGUGAUGGCCGCAGUCCAGGUUGCAGGCUUAAAUUGCUUAAGGCUGAUGAAUGAAACUACUGCAGUUGCACUAGCAUAUGGAAUUUAUAAACAGGAUCUUCCCCCAUUAGAUGAGAAACCAAGAAAUGUAGUAUUUAUUGAUAUGGGACAUUCUGCCUAUCAGGUCUCAGUUUCUGCUUUUAACAAAGGAAAACUAAAAGUCUUGGCUACUACCUUUGAUCCAUAUUUGGGUGGCAGGAACUUUGAUGAGGCUUUAGUAGACUACUUCUGUGAUGAGUUCAAGACCAAAUAUAAGAUAAAUGUGAAAGAAAACUCUCGGGCCUUGUUGCGUUUAUAUCAGGAAUGUGAAAAACUAAAGAAGCUAAUGAGUGCAAAUGCAUCAGAUCUGCCAUUGAACAUUGAGUGUUUCAUGAAUGACCUUGAUGUUUCUAGUAAAAUGAACAGGGCUCAAUUUGAACAAUUAUGUGCUUCCCUCUUGGCUAGGGUUGAACCACCUUUAAAAGCAGUAAUGGAACAAGCUAACUUACAAUGUGAAGACAUAAGUAGUAUAGAAGUUGUAGGAGGAGCAACACGAAUUCCUGCAGUGAAGGAACAAAUCACUAAAUUCUUUCUUAAAGACAUAAGUACCACACUAAAUGCUGAUGAAGCUGUUGCAAGAGGAUGUGCUUUACAGUGUGCAAUUCUCUCACCAGCAUUUAAAGUGCGUGAAUUUUCCAUAACAGACGUUGUCCCCUAUUCAAUCACAUUAAGGUGGAAGACCUCUUUUGAAGAUGGAACUGGGGAAUGUGAAGUAUUCUCUAAGAACCAUCCUGCCCCCUUCUCGAAAGUCAUUACUUUCCACAAGAAGGAACCAUUUGAACUAGAAGCAUUUUAUACUAAUUUACAUGAAGUGCCUUAUCCUGAUCCAAGAAUUGGGAGCUUCAUUAUUCAGAAUGUUUUUCCACAGUCUGAUGGUGAUAGUUCAAAAGUGAAGGUUAAAGUUCGUGUUAACAUCCAUGGAAUCUUUAGUGUGGCUAGUGCAUCAGUAAUUGAGAAGCCCAAUUUAGAAGGGGAUCACAGUGAUGCUGCUAUGGAGACAGAAGCUUCAUUUAAGAAUGAAAACAAAGAUGAGGUGGAGAAAAUGCAGGUUGACCAAGAAGAAGGCAGUCAUCAAAAAUGUCAUGCUGAACACACCCCAGAAGAGGAAAUUGAUCAUACAGGCACCAAAACAAAGUCAACUCCCUCAGACAAACAGGACCGAUUAAAUCAGAACAUUAAAAAGGGAAAAGUCAAGAGUAUUGACCUACCUAUUCAGAGUAACCUAUAUAGACAACUGGGCCAAGAUCUUCUCAACAGCUACAUUGAAAAUGAGGGGAAGAUGAUAAUGCAGGAUAAGUUAGAGAAAGAAAGAAAUGAUGCUAAGAAUGCUGUUGAAGAAUAUGUAUAUGAUUUUAGAGACAGACUGGGCACUGUCUAUGAAAAAUUCAUCACUCCAGAAGAUUUGAAUAAACUGUCUGCAAUAUUAGAUGACACAGAAAAUUGGCUUUAUGAAGAAGGAGAGGACCAACCUAAACAAGUUUAUGUGGAUAAGCUUCAAGAACUAAAGAAAUAUGGCCAGCCUAUUCAAAUGAAGUACAUGGAACAUGAAGAGAGACCAAAAGCUUUAAAUGACUUGGGAAAAAAGAUCCAGCUUAUCAUGAAAGUGAUAGAAGCAUAUAGAAACAAGGAUGAGAGAUAUGAUCAUUUGGAUCCUGCUGAAAUGGAAGAAGUUGAAAAAUACAUCAGUGAUGCCAUGAGUUGGCUGAACAGUAAGAUGAAUGCACAGAACAAACUAAGUCUCACUCAAGAUCCUGUGGUAAAAGUUUCAGAAAUAGUUACGAAGUCAAAGGACCUGGAUAAUUUCUGUAACCCCAUCAUUUACAAGCCCAAACCAAAAGUAGAAGUUGCUGAAGACAAGGCAAAAGCUAAUGGUGAGCACAAUGGGCCAAUGGAUGGACAGAGUGGAACUGAAACUAAACCAGAAACAACAAAAGACAGCUCACAGCAUACUGCAUCUUCUGGAGAGAUGGAAGUGGACUAACUCUUAAUCUUACCUUCACAUAAUUCAAACCAGUACAAGUAACCACGGGAUCCAUUCUUCUUUUACAUCUGGUACACACAACAGAUGUUCAGUUGUUCUUAACCACUUUGUCAUUUGUUUUUUGGAGUAGUUUUGGAAAGUGUUUUAUAUUGAAUGUACCUCUGUUCAUUUACAUUGCUGCUUAUGUGAAGCUUUAGCCGAAUAUAGAUUUACAAAUCAGUUUAAGCUUUCCUAAUAUAUUUUAUAUCAAACAUGCAGGAUUGAUAUGUCAUUGGCAACAAUCUAACUUAUUUAAUGCUUCUACUUGGAUAAACCUUAGCUCCUUUAUUCAGGAAAGGAUACCGUAUUGCACUGUUGUUGCAGAAGCAUAUAUUUUUAAUUUCAUCAUUAUUUUGAAAAACAAAAAUUGAAAUUGAAGUGGUUAAAGCCACUGAGGCACUGACCUUUUUCUAGUUACUGUAUUGUUAUAACUUAAAUAUUAAAACAAAUAAGAGAGGUUCGUCGACAUAUUAGUUCAUCUCAUUGAUAUACCACGAAAACUCCAGAGCUUUCUGGUCAUCACAUGAACUAAAUCGUACAUUGAAAGGGAGAAAACACAAUUUCAUGUCAAGGUGACACCAGCAGUUUGCUUCUUUUAUUAGUAAUGUAGAUUAAUAUUUUCAUAGAGUAAUUCAGUGUUUUUCUUUUUUUCACUUGAAACUUUUGAUCUAUUUGUCCUGAAGAGUGGCUGCUGCUAUAAUAAUGCUAGCCUAAAAAUGUGGAAGCCUUUUGAUGAAAUUACCUUCAUGUUAAGGGGAAAGUGCUGUUGAACUACUUAAACAUGCAUCUUUGAUGUUGGUAGCCUCGUUUCAGUCUUAAUAGUCUUGCUUUUCUUCACUGAUUUUGUUAAUAAUACUUUAAGACAGGUAGGGAGAAAUGGCACAAUGUAUCACAUAUAUACAUUUAUCAUUGAUUUCCUUAAUGUUGCAAUGUAGAUAAACACAAAUAAGCAGUAAUACUUGGAAAGGAAAACGUACCAUAAGUCUUAGGAAAUAACGCUUGUAAUAAACUUAACUAUGUUACAUAUCAACAGGCAAAAUAUAGAAUGUUAUAUAGUGUAAUAUGAUACGAUGUGAUUAAAUUAUAGUACCUGCUCUUACAUUACCUUUUAAAACCUUGGCUCCAGUUUUGGUGCUUCUUAUGUAAGUGGGAGAAAGGAGAGUAAUUUUAACAUACAUUAAGGACCCAAUCUGUGCUUCAUCACUAGACUUGUUCACGUUGUUCAGUUCUGUCCAGAGGGUGAAACCAUUCAGGAACAGGCUGAAAUGACAUUUCACCCUACAGGAGGAAGAAGCAUAGACAAACGCAUGGGCCCUUGUGUUCUUGAUGCCAGUCAACUAGAUUGACCAACAUUAAAAUUUUGAAAGGCUCAUUUUUCCCAAAGCUAAAUCUUUUUAUUAAGAAGAAUUAAUAUUGUCAUUUCUUAAGUAGUUAAAAAUUGAGAGUAUAGUAUCUUUAGGGGUAGUCAUUAUUUCUCACAACUGGUUCUCUACGAGAGAUUUUGUUUCUACAAUGUAGUUUGCACUGAAAGAAGAGUAUGGAGUGGUGCAUUUGGCAGGGAUUUUUAUUCAGCUUUUUGAGGGGAGGUGUCCCUUUUUUGCAUCAAAAAAAAUCGUAUAGACCCAAAAUAUAUUUUUAAAUGUCUUCUCGUCUUUAAACUGUCCUCUCUUC
Molecule: messenger RNA, 4462 nt
Organism: Cynocephalus volans (Philippine flying lemur)
Lineage: Eukaryota; Metazoa; Chordata; Mammalia; Dermoptera; Cynocephalidae
Gene: HSPA4L
Product: heat shock protein family A (Hsp70) member 4 like
Exons: 19
Coding region: 230-2752 (840 amino acids)
Biological process (GO): protein folding
Cellular component (GO): cytosol; nucleus
Molecular function (GO): ATP binding; ATP-dependent protein folding chaperone
Source: RefSeq, a predicted model, not a curated record